AUGUUGUCAGAUUUACUAUCAUCUCUUUCCUCAAAUCCAUAUUUUGGUGCUGGUGCUGGUCUAAUUGGUAUUGGUACUGCUCUGGCUGUUCUUCGUCGUUCAUCCCAAUAUGGAUUAAUCUUUUUUCGUCGUCAAUAUAUGAUCACACUCGAAGUACCGAACAAUGAUAUCAGUUAUUCAUGGUUAUUACAAUGGAUAUCUCAUCAAUUACGUGAUUCUAGUCGUCAUUUGAGUGCUCGAACGACAUUAAUUAAAAACGAUGAUCCAUCAUCACGUAUUCAAGCGUCGUAUUCAUUUGUUCCGUCGGUUGGUACGCAUUACUUUCGUUAUAAAGGAAAAUUUAUUAAAGUUGAACGUACACGCGAACAAAUGAUCAAUUCUGGUGUACCAUUUGAGUCCGUACAGUUAACUGCAUUUGGUCAAGAUCGACAAAUUUAUAUCGAUAUGUUAGAAAAAGCACGUGAUGCUGCUCUGUUAGCAAACGAAGGCAAAACGCUUGUUUAUAGUCCAACAAUUAAUGAAUGGCGUUUAUUUGGUCAUCCAAGACGAAAAAGACCAUUGAAUUCUGUUAUUCUUGACAAGGGAAUCCUUCAAAGUUUAAUAAACGAUGUUGAACACUUCCUUUCCAAUCCAUAUUGGUAUAUCGAUCGAGGAAUUCCUUAUCGACGUGGUUAUCUUCUCUACGGACCACCAGGCUCAGGAAAAACUUCCGCUAUCAUGGCACUCGCAGGACAUUUUGAUUUAAGUAUCAGCACACUUAAUUUGAGUCAAGGCACAAUGACCGAUGAUCGACUUCAACAAUUGUUAAGUAAUGUUCCUGAAGAAAGUAUUAUUUUACUAGAAGAUAUCGAUGCUGCAACAGUUGGAAGACAUUACGAAAAAGAAGAUGCGAUUCGAUAUCAAGGUAUGAAACCAUUAACUCUAAGUGGAUUAUUAAAUGCUCUCGAUGGUGUUAUAUCAACUGAAGGUCGAAUUAUCUUCAUGACAACAAACUACAUCGAACGUCUCGAUCCUGCAUUGAUACGUCCCGGUCGAGUUGAUUUCAAACAAUAUAUCGGCCCAUUAACACCCUAUCAAGUCGAACAGAUGCUAAUUCGUUUCUAUCCUCAAUCCACCAGCGAAGAAAUCAAUCGAUUUGCAAAACAAAUCGAAGAUUUAACUGCAAAUUAUUCACAACCAAUAAGUGCAGCGCAAUUACAAGGAUAUUUUAUGCAUAAUAAAGAUUCCUUAAACGAUGUUUUUGAUAAUGUUAAACAAAUCUUUCGUUUAUAA
Messenger RNA from Adineta ricciae, 1272 nucleotides. Lineage: Eukaryota; Metazoa; Rotifera; Eurotatoria; Adinetida; Adinetidae. The record is from the annotation of a GenBank genome assembly.